Contarinia nasturtii (swede midge) is the source of this 879-nucleotide messenger RNA. RefSeq lists its product as uncharacterized. The transcript is spliced from 2 exons. The record is from RefSeq and is a predicted model, not a curated record. Lineage: Eukaryota; Metazoa; Arthropoda; Insecta; Diptera; Cecidomyiidae. Bases 21 to 791 code for a protein of 256 amino acids.
GCUCAUUCAAACGUUUAACCAUGUUCUUCUUCUUUGUCUUUUUUGCUGCUAUAUGCGCACUACACGUUCAUCCAUCAUGUGGUGGUGGCCAACAAGAGCUAACAGCCUUGGUGAAAGGCGGCACAGCAUCAAGUUCAAUUCGAUUUAUUAAUGCUGCAUUUGAAGAGUCCAAAACUGCAUCGAGUGGCAAAAAGGUGUCUGCAAUAUUUGAGUGUUCUUCAAUUGAUGCCGUUCCAUUAGACCCAAAAGCAAUAUUUUCGUUGCUCAAUCGACUUAAUCUCUUUGUCGCUAAAAAUCCAUAUCCGGUACUUCAAGUCAAUUUGAAUAUAUUUUACAAUGCACUGAAAACCUUUCCAACAAUGAUGGCAACAUUCAAAAAAACCAUGCAAGAUGCCAAGCUAUGCUGUGAAUUAUACCAAAAAACCCAAGAAACAUUGAUGAAUGCUAUGGAAUCAAAUGAAGAAAAGCUCAAACUAAAAUUGAAGAAAAUUUCCCAAUUUGAAACUAAAUUAUUUUAUAAACUUUUCAUGCCAGUGCCAUCGACGGCACAGCUUUUACAGUUGACAAUCGAAACAUAUAUAAAAGAUAUUGCAAAAAUCAUCAACAAAAUGAAUCAAAUUAACAACGCCAGACAAGCGGAUAAACCGAUAUAUGCGGCCGAAUUAGACUCAAUGUUGGAACUUUUUGCUCGAGAUGAUGUAAAAUUUAUUAAAACACUUAAUGACGAUGUAACCAGACUUGGAAACGAAAAAUGUCCAGACAUUAAAAAGCACUUUAACGGCCUCUAUUGAAGAAUCACUCUGAAGCAAUCCUUCAACGAAAUGACAGGUGCUAUUGAAUACAUCAACAUAUUUGUCAAUAAAUGAAUUUUCAAUUAAA